CGCCAUCUUGAAUUUCGACUUCAACUUUUUCCGUUAAGAUGCGUUAAUUUUUUUUACUUUACACAUCUUUUCUUCGUCCCUUUUUAUCACCCUGAUGGAUACUGGGGACGAAGGUAUUUGUGAGGAAUAUGCCUCAUCGCUUGAAGACUUGACUUUUAAUUCUAAACCACUAAUUAACGUGCUCACGAUGCUUGCCGAAGAAAACAGUCAAUAUGCCGAGAACAUAACAAAGCUUAUUGAAAAACGCAUUUGUCAGGUGUGUGCUUAUACUUUUAUUUCUUCUACCAGCUUCUUAAUGAAACAAAAGCUCUCCGGUUAUAGAAAGCAAUAUUUUUGUGCCUUAAAACAUGGAAAAGCUAUUGAUGUAUUUACGCUAAUGGUAUUUUUAUUUUUAGCUGAAUAUGAUAGAAUACUUUGUUUUCGUUUAUAGUAAUAUUAGUUUAUCGCUAGUUUAAGUGAUUAGCCCACCGACUGACUGCAAAAUCAUUUUUGCAUACAAACUUAGAUUCUUAGAUUUACAUAUUGACCUAAAGUGAGUUUAUACUAAUACUUCAUGCCUGCAAGCUCUUAGGGUCUUUAGAAUCAAUGUAUGCAAUGCAGUCCUUGAUACUUGGUUGGCAACAAUAAUUUCUUGGAUACAUGCUGGAGCAAGGAAUUUUACUGAAAGAUGGCUUGCAGUUUUGCCAUUUUACCAUUAGGAUGGGGAAUGUGUGCUGCAAAAGCUGGCAUGGGUCUCCAGCCUUUUAAGUCAAGUACUUGUUACUGUGUUGACAAACUUCAGUGUGUAUCCCUAUUAAAUCACACCAAAAUUCACAGCUACCAGAGCACAAAUGUAGAAAGUUCAAGGUGUUUCUAUUUAUUUCUGUAGGCAAGCUUUUUAGAUAUUGGAAGUGACAUUUCUCAUGUUCUUUUGCCACCAUGGUAGCAUACUUUAAUUUUUCAAUGAUAAGGUUACAUAAACAUUUUUGGGGAAACUAUUUUGAAAAUUAUAGUACCAUAGAAGUAUUAUUGUGCGCUGUGUGAAUGCUUAUCCUCAGUCUAUUCUAGAUAUCAUCGUAGAGACUAAGAAUGCAUAGAGAAAAAAGUAUUUAAUUCAUCUUUACUCUACAAUGUUGUAUAAAGAGGACUGUAAGGGACCAAGAAUUAUUAACAGAGGGAAAUAACAAACAGUGCAAUAGUAGUGGAGGUGUAUUUAUGUUUAACAUGUUUUUGAGACUAGGAACCCACACUGUAGGUAAGAAAAGUUAGAAAGAGCCAACUAUGAAAUAAGCACCCACCUCAAAUAAGUACCUUCUCCAAAUAAGUGCCUACUCUUUAGGUUGAUAAAUUUAAGGAAUGCCCAGGGCACUUAUUUGAAUAAAUAUGGCAAUAUGUAAUUAAGGUGUUAAAUAAGAUUUUUCUACAGAAAAAUGUUACACCUCUUUUCAAGGUUUUGGAAGUAGCUCACUUAAUCUCAUACUUAACAUGUACAUGGUGUCAAAAAUUUUCAUACAAUUAUAAGUUUAAACAAUGAAAUGUUGUAAUAUAGUGUUAUUUUACACCCUUAAAGGAAAGAAGUUUAAAUAUAGGGUAGUGAAAUGAAGGUUAAAUAACAUGAUAGGAAUAACAAAGGUUUUUUUUUGUUUUUUUGUUUUAGAUUUAAUUUAAGCAAUUAUGCAUGAUUAUUUCCACCAAGAAUUUGUUCAAGCAGGUGUUAAUGUAUACUCCACUUCUAAACAAAUAUUGUAUUAAAUUUAUUUUGUGAAUAUUGCAGAUUUUUUUGUGUGGAAAAGAUUUACUUUUUAAAUACACACUUUUACAUAGCUAAUGGAGACCAGAGUACAAGUAAAAGUACAAACUAUUCUGAUUUUUGUGUCAUCUGUCAGAUAAUUUCUUAGUGCUUAUUUUUUCCAGUGUUUCAUAAUUGUUAGUAAAACAUUAGGUAGUAGAACAUUGUUCCUUAUACUUCCUUAUACUUUUUUCUCUUAUUUCAUUAGUUUGAUUCAUUUUCAAACCUGAUUUUCUUUCAAUUAUUGUUUUUACAAAUUCCUUUUGCAUAUUUUUUUCCAGCGUUUAAUAAUCGGUGAAAAAACAUUAGGUAGUAGAACGUUGUUCCUUAUACUUCCUUAUACUCUUAUCCCAUAUUUCUUGUCAUAGGUAUCACAACAAUUCAAACUACCUUCACUUUAUUUGCUGGAUUCCAUUGUGAAGAAUGUUGGAGGAGGCUACCUGAAGCUUGUUGCAGAUAUUAUGGAAAAUAGUUUUACCUGUGUAUUUGAAAAGGUAAUUUAUGUGUUACAAACUCCAAUACUGUAAUGGCAUGCUCUGUAACUCAGCUGAUUGGCUAGCUUGAUUGCUCUAAUAUAGGUGUAAGGCAGGACAGUUAUUGAUUUGAUUCCUUUGCAAAACUGAGUUUCUUUCAAUUAUUGUUUUUUUACAAAUUUUUUUCAUGUGUAGGUUACUGUGAUUACCUUUCUUUUCUUAAAAAUGUAUUCUUCAUUUUUAUGUAAUAACUAUUUUUCAGGCAGAUGAGAAGACUCGUCGGGAUCUGUACAAGUUGCGGCAUACUUGGCAGCAGUAUUUUCCAGCAAAGAUGUUGCAUGACUUGGAUGUUGCUGUGAAUAAGCAUGACCCAGGAUGGCCUAUUUCUCCUGCUCCUCCACCAAGUCCCUCUAUACAUAUUAACCCAAAGUUUCUGCCAAAGGUACUCUAGCUUUUAAGUCAAUUCAUUGGUACUGUGUAAAGAAAAAAAAAAGGAAAGAGGGACAAUUAGUUUGGAAUUGAGGGCCACUGUUAUGACAUAGAGGCUUUGUUAAGCCCUCAGUCCGGAGCUUCAGGUUUCUAAUGAGCCCCCCUCCAAACCUCUUUCCCUUCCCUGAAUUGAAACUCCAAAAUAAAAACACAAGGUAAACUAGUUGUAGUGUUAUUGAACUAUUGUCUUUUUAGUUGGCUUUGGUAGUGUUUCAGGUAGGAAUAUAUUUUCCUUGCUGCUAGAUACUUACAUCUAACAGGGUUUUCAAACUAAGGAAAGGAGCAAUCUUUAUACCCAUUAAGCCUGGAGUGUAGCAUGAGUUCAGAUGAGAUAUCAACUAACGUUGAGGCUCUCAUUGAGUUUUGAGCCCCCCUUCCUAACACAGACACACAUUCACAAUUGUCUGAUGUUUCUCCUCAUUCCUUUCUGGAAGCUCUGAAAAUUCAUAAUAAGCUUUUAGGAGCUUGUCAGAGUGUUAAGUAUAGUAGAACAUGUUUCCUUAAAGUGAAGAUGACUAGCAGUACUUUAACAUGAAUCUGCAUCAGUAUUCAAACCUUUUUUCUCAAACAACACAGGCUGAAAAAACUGGUGCAGUUUUAACUGGCAGCAUAGCUACACCCCAGGAGCAUAAGGUUGUUGUUGACCACCAGCAGCGCUUGCAUGAGUUACAGAGACUGCAAGAAGAACAGCUUAAACUGACGGAACUUGAGAUUCAGGAGCACCAGAUGAAAAGAGAUCUUCUCCUCAAAAAGCAACAACAGGAACGAAAGCUCCUUCUCCAACAACAACAGCAGCAAAUUCUCCACUUGCGAUUGAAGCCAGAAAGUACAAAAGACUCAGUACUUUUAAAUGGGGUGAGUGCUUUUUUUAAUUAUGUGAGUUGUCCAGAAAUUUAGAUUGUAAUGAGAGGGGAUUUUUUUGUUGUUUAAAAAAGGUACGUUUAUCCUGUCCCCUUUACAUUGAUGUUUAGGGAAGAUCUUUCUCUAAGCUUCUGGGGUUUACUCCUCAUGGAAGUAGUUCAGCAUUACUUUGCAUGGUGAUAGUGCUCUUAACCCUUAACAGCCUGAUAUCAGAAUGCAGGUUCGACUUACUGUUCUCUUUGCAUUUCCAAUGGUACCGACCAGGAGAGUUUUUUGAACAUUCAAGAGCUUCUUGAGUGGGUGUUUAUUUGCUGUAGAUUCAUAACCUUAAAUUUAAUGUUUGUUGAAGUAUGUAGAUAUUCGAUGCUAGUUUUUCUUAAGGGUUAAAGGGUUAAGCAUAAAGUUUAAGGACAGCCAAAGCCAUUAUAUUCUUUUAUUUUUAAUGUUGGCUGAAGCAUAAUUUGCUAGAAUUUUGAAGACAAAAUUUUAGUUUAUCUAUCAACAGCCUCCCAAUUCUACACUAAGUGAACCAGUGUCAACGAAAGCAGAGACUACAGAGAAAAUGCAAGAGACACUUAGUAGCCGUGAUCCACGCAUCCGCCAAAUUGAGCCUGAACCUGAUCAUAUUCCAGAGCCAAAACAUUUUGGUGAUUCUUCACAACAAGAUUUGAAAACUGUCCCAAUCCCCAAGGUAAAAAGUGUUCAGCAUAUGUCUGUGGCAGCCAAUUCAUCAGAAGGCUCAAAUAGAGUUCCUUCAGGAACUCAUCUUGAAAGGGAAGUUACAGGUAGUCCAAAGUAUGGUGACUUGCAAAAGCCAUCAAAACCUAAGAGUACACACAAAAGGCGAAAUUCUGGUGACUGGUCAAGCCACUCACCAAAUCAUGAAAACCACAAAGAUGAGCCGGAAGAUAUUCAAGAUAUGAGAGGGAAAGCUCGAAGGGGAAGAAGAAGGUCUAUUGAAAGGCAGAGAGAAAGAGGAAAAGGUGAGAGGGGAAGAGGUCGUGGCCAUGAACCAGGAAAAAGGGGAAGAGAAAUGGAUCAUGAAAAAACUGAGCGUAGAAUUAACAGAGUGCCAGACAGAGACUCCCGACAUACACUAACUGCUGGGAGACAUGAUGAAAUGAAUCAUCCUUUUCGGGAUGAUUUUAAGAAAAGGAAUAAAAAUUUUUUGCCCCAGAAAGAGCAUUUAAUGAAUCAGGAAAACUGGAGGAGGAGUGCGGCAGAAAUACCAAAUGUGGAUGAAAGAUCACGGCUUGGAAAACGUGGCCCUGAGGGGCCAUCCAGGAGAGACAGAUACAUAGAUAAAGAUUUCAGGGGUAGCAAAAGUCCACUCUAUGGUCGUGAGGAAUUUGUUCGGAAGGGAAGUCCAGGAAUACGUGAAGAGAGACCAAGGGGAAAUGGAUAUGAAAGAGAACAAUAUGAAAAUGUUGAACACUUUAAACCACAUCAAAGCAGUCAUGAAAUGCAACAAGAUCCAAACUUUCAAUUUAGAGAGGAAGUGCGUGGCCAUCCUCCAGUUCCUUUUCAUGAUGACCCAAGAGAGAGACAUCUGGGAGAACCUCUAUCAAAGAAACCAAGACCUCUUCUCUCAGAUGUAGAGAUAACUGAACUUCGGAACAGAAAGGGGGCACUCCCCAAUACAGGAAGAAUGACACCACCACCUGUUUUCCAUGAAGGUUUCCUUGGAGAACCCAUGGAUAUUCACCCACAUCCUAUGGAUGCUGAACAUCCUCUACCUCGGGAUCAUAACUUUGGGCCUCAAGGUCCAGGAAUGCGGAGAGAAUUUAGACCUCGUACUCCGCCUAGGCAACAACAUCCUGGAGAAUGGACUCCAGGGUUUGAAAUUCCACGUGAGCUCAUGUUGGAUCGUCAAAAUGAAAUCAUGAGGCAGGUCAGUGUAGGUCGUUGCUAAGGUUCUCCAUCCAUUCCAAGAAGUGUUCCAUAGAUUUUCAUCUUUAUAUGCUGUGGUCUUAAAAAUGUAUUUUAAGCACCAUUAUAUUUUUUCACCUAGGCUGAAAGUCGUCUUCAAGCAGGAGAUUUGACUGUGGAGCAACAUGAAGAUUUAGUGGAUAAACUUCACCAAUUGUAUGAGCUCCAAAGGCAUCCUGAUUCAAUGCUUCUGUCACGAGAGAGCAGGCCUCCACCAAAUUCUGAAUACUUACCUAGACAUAUGAUGUCCUCAAGAUUAGAGGAACCUCCAUUCAGACCAGGUGGACAUUGAUCCCAUAUAGUUUUUUUUUUUUUUUUCGGUGAUUCAGUACUUAUACGACGGGAGAGAAGGCUACUUGAUAUGUAACAAAAUUUGUCAAAAAGGAAAUGAAAACACUUGUUCAGUGUCCUUAGUUUGUAUUUUCUCAGGCUUGCCCACAAAAGAACUAGUUUUGAAUCAAAGGGAGCGAUACGAUUCCAUCAAAGUUUUAUUUCUGAACCUGUACAUUUUUUCUUUCAGGGGGUCCAUUGGAUAGGCCAGGAACUCCGCCUGAAAUAGGCCCUGGAAGACCAAUUGCCCCAAGAUAUGAUGGUCCUCCAGAGCAUCUCAGAAUACAAAACAGAGGUCCUGCUGCCAUGGAACCAGGCCACAUGAUGAGGGUUGAUGACCCCAGAUUUGAAGCUAACGAACCUGAAAUGAGGAGAUUCAAUGAGGAUUACAGAGGACCGCACACGGAAGUGGAUCGCCCCUCACUCGGUAGACCAUUGCCAGUGGGUGGUCCUUCCAUAAGAACGGACAGACCAUUUGACAAUAGUCCAAGGGUUGAUGGUGGGUUGAACCCUCAGUUUCCACAUGGGAGGCAUGUGGAGGAGAUUGCACGACAUCCAGGCAGUCAUGAAAACAGCCCAGGGUCCGUAGUUACACCCAGCACACCACCAAGGCAGGAAAAAGGUAAGUUCACUUUAAACCUUUAACUCCUCAAAGUGACUGGCUUCAAAUUUUUCCUUACAGUAUCACCUUUGAAUCAAUUUUAAAGGUCAUGAAAAUUAUGGAAAAUGAUCACCAAUUUGAGAAGCUCCUGGUUGUCGAACAAUUUCUCCUUGUCGUAACCCUUCAAAAUAUAGAGAGAAAAGUUUGGAAAUAUUACAAUAAAGGUGUAAAGAUCUAAUCAUUGAAAUGUUGUGCUUUGGCUGCAUGUGGAAAAAAUCUUCCUUGAGGAGAGAUACGUGGAACAAUGUCAAUUUUUCAAGUAGAACGUUUUAGAUGUGGUUCAUUCUUGAUUAUUGAUGGGAAAUAUUUAUCAGUCACGUAUGCAUAUAUACAUAUAUAUAUAUAUAUAUAUAUAUAUAUAUAUAUAUAUAUAUAUAUAUAUAUAUAUAUAUAUAUAUAUUUAUAUAAUAAGCUUAGUUAUGCGCGCAUUCUGAUUGGUUCUCACUUAUGAACUAUUGGAGGACAGACGUAUAGGUGACGUCAACACUAAAACCUUAUUAAUUCUUUAUUAUAUAAAACAAGUAGAUUCCAAGUUGCCGUGCGUCUGUUCAGUAAUAGAUCACAGAUCACACACGGCAACUUGGAAUCUAUUCGUUAAAUAUAUAUACAUAUACUAUUUCCCUUUGCAGGCCAAGAAGUACCGAUCACUCCCAACACUAUGAUGGAGAAGAGGUCUGUUGACGAUCUCUUCCGAAAACUGAUGGAUUUCGGAAUAAUCAAGGUGAUGCCUGAACCUGUUAGUGAACCCCCUCAGCAUGUCGCCUUACCAGCUCCCCCUCAGGCUGAGAUACAAAAACCACGACCCCUCCCUGGACCACCGGUUUCUCUUCCCGGCCUCUCACUACCAGCCAUAACUGCAGAACAGACGCAACCUCCAAAAGUGGAGAAACCAGUCAUUCCACCGAUAAAACUUGUUCCCGAGGACCUCAAAAAGUAAGCUUAUCGUCUUGGGUAUUACAACUGAUCACCUGCAGGCAAACUAUUUUUGCGCCCUUUAAUGAGUUUCGUCAAAUCAAAACCAGGUUUAUCAGAACGGAAAAAGUCUGAAGGAGCUAAUAAAAAACCCUAAAUAAAACAAAAACUCUACGAGUGCAAGUAACCAAGUCGCUCGCGGUUGUUUUAAGGUGCAUCUGAUCGGUCAAUUCGAUUGCUCUUUUUUUUUUUUUUUUAAGACCAAUCCCAGAACGAAGUGAAGCAAAACCGAAGUAAUCUUGAUUUACUUUCACACGAAAUUUGCCUCAGUUUCAAUGUCACACUGUCUCUCUGUAUUUUUUAUCACUGCGCAGGCGUCACGAUAGUGUUAUCGCCAGUCUUUACGAUGGCACGCAAUGUUCAUCUUGUGGGCUGCGGUUUCCUGGUGAAGCUGCAAAGAUCUACCGUGAGCACUUGGAUUGGCAUUUCCGUAAAAACCGCCGAGAGAAGGACGGCAGGAGAGUGGCACACAGGCAGUGGUACUUUGUUGUUAAGGACUGGCUUAAUUACGAAGAGAUAUCGGAUCCAGACGAAAGAGGUAGCGUUUUGGCGUCUCCAUCGGCAAUGUUCAGUAAUUUUAUUUUUUCCGGGGGACUCCCUUAAAUUUUUCUGUACUCCUUUUUCUUCCAGAUGGGAAGAAAAAAGUAAAAACAAGAAAAAAAAACACACAUACAUACACACAAAUGAAACCAAUUAAAAAACCCGAAUAUUCGAAUAAAACAGCGAGUUUUUAUGGAUAGCGUGUCCGGCAAAACAGAUGAAACACAUCGAACUAGGUAUGCCCACAGAUAAAUAUUGUCUGUAUAUCCGAGGCAGUUGGUGUAUGCCUUACGCACAUAAUCUGAUUUUGAAGAACGACUUCAUAUGAAGAUAACAAGUCGUUAUGAGUGCGUGAAACAUGUUCUAUUGUGCAGUGUCGCAUUUUUUCUUCCUACAGCAAAGAGUUCGUUCUUUGAUAUCAGCAAGGGAGCUGUAGACUCUCCAGAUCCACUGAAGGAAACAGAAAAGGAGUUUGCAGAUGGUAGCUGUCCUGUGCUUGCUGGUGACACAGAAGCUGAAGCGGUAAGGGUGCUCUGUUAGUUCUUGUUACCGAAGAACCAGUUGGUGAACAAAAUACCUUGGUUUUCACCAACGGAGUUGACAAUGUAAACUGUCCACCGUAAAGAGUUUCUUCCCUUCGUUAGAGGGAAAGGGCUGUAUUUUCAACUCAUUUCACAAAACAAAAGUAUCUUGUAAAACCCUCCACCGAAGCAGCCCUACAGUUUCUUAACCCUUUCCAGCCCGAUAGCUGGCACAGGAUGCUAGUACAUGUUUAAUAUUUAUUCAUUUUUUGUGAAAUUUUCACAACCUUAAGGUAAAUGAAAGAUCUGCACAUCGAAGACAUAACAUCAUGGCCCCACCAAUUUAAGACUUGGUUUACCACCCCAGCAACUUUGGGAACUUUUUGUCUUUGUACUGUAAUGGUUCAGGUGAUAUCUCACCACAAUCAAUGUUCUGAGAGCUGCAAUUUAGGCUAUAGUUUAGUGGUAUACCCUAAAUAUACGAGGCAAACAAAACAUUUCCACGUUUUUUAUUUUUACUUUGGAAACUUGUGUCUUUUCAGACUUAUCCCCUUUAUUCAGUUGAGUAGCGGUUUUGACCAACACCUUAUUUGUUUCCUAGGAAUGCGACAUCUGUUGCGAGAAAUUUGAGCAAUUCUGGGAAGAGACUAAUGAAGAGUGGCAUUAUAAAUCUGCCGUUCGCAUUGAUGGCAAGGCGAGUUACUAUUUUUUCCGUUGUUUUGUUUUCUUUUUCUUUAACUAGCUGUUUCGGUUUAGAGGUUUGUUCAAUGUUUUUAUGCUGAGUUAAAAUUGGGUUGCAGACGUACCAUUAUUUGUGCUAUCAAGACGUCAAAGAGGUAUGUUUAUUUUUUCAUGUGCGCAAAGCUGUUGCCCUAAACACAUUUGUAAGUCAUGGCUCUUCAAUCUAUGUAGUUAAAGAGAUUGGUUGAAAUGUCUUUUGUUUGAGUUCUUGCGUUAUAUUUUGUGUUAUUUUAAUCAAUUUUAAGACAUCGUUGUGUACUUUUGGAGCAUACGAUUUCCUUGUAAUCUAGACUUCAAGCAGUUCUCUUUUUCUCAGACCAUUGCGGAAGAAAAUGGAGGAUAAAAGAAAAGAAAAAAUUAAAAAGAUAACCAAAAACAAUACAAAAAUCGGUGCCUUCUUUGUGCUAAGUUCUCGCGCAAUGCCCCUUGUUGUUGUUGUUGUUGUUGUUGUUGUUGUUGUUGUAUGCGUUACCCGGCUGAUUGAGUUGGGAAAGAUGAUCUGCUUUUAGCUGCUGUGGGGUUCCAAUCUAAUUGAGAUAUUCUGUUUUUUCUUCCUCCUUGUUGUAAUUCUUUGUCAUUAUCGUUGUAUUUAUUGAAUAAAAAUAACAAAUAUGAUGUUCCUAAUUCUUACAUGUGUUUUACAUGUAUCCGUUUGCCGGACUGGAGAGAGACUGUAUGGUAUGCAGGUGUUGCAGUACAAGUCUCCAGAAACCAGCAGGAAUCUAGAACAACUAACGAAUCCCUUGCGCAUUUUCUUUCUUCUUCCCUUUUACUUUGUCUUUGGUACAAUCAUUGUACGUUUUGCCUUUUCAUACCACCGUGUCACGUCUAGACCCAAAUUCAAACAGAAGAGGACGAAAACGAGCUGGAGAAAGAUGACGAAAACGUUAACACUUCUUUGGAAGAAAAAUCGCCGGCAAAAGAUGGAGCAAAGACAGAGCAAAAAUCUCCGCAAAACGGUGAAGCGAAGGCAGAAGUGGAACACGCGGGAGGUCGUGAUAGGGAACCAAAAAUACCUCAGAGUAAAGAGGCGUCCGAAAGCAACCCUCAAAAAGGAGAGACUGAUAAAUCAGAUGCGGAGUCUUCGGCAUGUGAAGGAAAGGGCGUGGUUAGUUUGUCUAGUAAUGUUAAUGAAAAUAAAGAAAAUGAAACGAAGGGUGAUGAAACAUAGUCACUCUAAUUCAGGGCAGUUCCUUGAUGGUCGGUCCGUCUUCCAUUAGCAUUUCAAACUGCCAAAUUACAUAAAAAAGAAAGAAAGAAAAAUUGUUUCAAAAUCAUUCCCUCCUUUGUCCCCUGCUUGGAAUCCCAGCUGUUGAUUGUAAUUUCAGUUGUUUCCUUGGCGUGAAAAGCGCGAAAGUUAUUAGAGACUUGUUCUGUGCGCAUGCUUCUUGAAGAGGUAAACCCCCUCGGCAGUUUUGGUUGCCACUGUCAUUUCCCUAUGUUCCGAUAAUUUUUUUAUUCGUGAUGAUUAUGUCACCUUAUCGACGUUCUUGCGCGCGAUGGAAGCCUAACAUUGAAGCGUCCGGAGCUCCAUCAGAUACUCUUUAUCAAAGAUAAUUCGGACUGAAUUUUGAAGAAACAGGCUGUUUGAAUGGAGUUCAAUUUAGCUAACUCAAGAAUAAAGAUAAUCUUCUUGAGGUGUGGUAACUCGCAGUAGUUACUGCUUACCUGAUGUACAAUGCCUACAAGCUGUGGAAAUAAAGAAUUUCUUAGAACUUGCUGCUGUUGAUUUUGCUAUGGUUAUUUCUCAUUAUGUUACUAAUAGCAGGCUAUCGACCUGACUUGAAAUUUUUCAUGGAUUAUUUCUCAUUACUCAACAUUAGACGAGUUGUGCGUGUAGAAUUUCCUCAUCAGGAUUAUUUUCAAGUGGAACUGAAAGCCCGGACCGCUGUUUUUACGAUAAUUUUUGUAUUGUGAAGUAGGUAAAACUUUCGCUGAAAACUUUCGCUCUCGCAUGAGUAGCAGGCUCAUUAAAGGAACAAGGCACCUGAUACCCAGACGUGUUUAUGGAAGAAUUGCUUGUGAUUUUCUUCCUUGUACCCCAUUUUACUUGUUUCCUGCAGGACCUGCUACUCAGGCACCAAUUAUGAGGACUUGCGAACGUGUGGUUGUGAUGGUUUCCUUAAAUGUACUCUGAUCACGUGAAUGAAGAAUAAAACGUUUUGAACUUU
This is a messenger RNA of Pocillopora meandrina, 11456 nucleotides long. The record is from the annotation of a GenBank genome assembly. NCBI's taxonomy places the organism in Eukaryota, Metazoa, Cnidaria, Anthozoa, Scleractinia, Pocilloporidae.